This is a messenger RNA of Bipolaris sorokiniana ND90Pr, 824 nucleotides long. RefSeq lists its product as uncharacterized. Bases 140 to 625 code for a protein of 161 amino acids. The transcript is spliced from 2 exons. The record is from RefSeq and is a predicted model, not a curated record. Lineage: Eukaryota; Fungi; Ascomycota; Dothideomycetes; Pleosporales; Pleosporaceae.
CUCCUUUCUGUAUGUGACAGCGUAACGAUAGGGAAUUCGUAGGCCGUGUUCGCAAGCCGGGCGAAUAUACGGAGAUGGGAGUGUAUCGUUCGAGUUUGGUUCGUGGUCCUCAGUCACUUCCUCGACUGACAGCGUGUAGAUGUACCUAUCUUGUAUAGGUAUUGACGUCGUUGGUGGCAGGAGCGGUGAAUCGACAGGGCUUGUUGCUCUCCCAGACGCACUCAGUGUUGAUGAUUCCAGCCUGAGGUCAUCGUGGUAUCCUUCUGCAAUGGGCUACACUGCAUCCAAGCGAGCCAUUCGGCAUGGUAGUAGAGAUAGUAUCGUAGCCAUGACGUUGGUCAUAGUCGCAGCGCUACAGUUCCAGAGAAGGAACGCAGUCCUCGCCUUCUCAUCCGCGACUGCCAUAAACGGAAUCCCGCACCACUCCCUCUUCUGUAUCACACAUCUUUCCUCUACCCACGAAUCCCUCUUGCUUUCUCAAUCUCCAGCAAUCCAUCUUAUCCUCAAACCGUAUACCGCUCCUGCAUCAUCAUCUCCGCCUCAUCCCUCUUCGCAAGCACAAACGCAAUCUCCGACCCCACGGCCACCACGACCGUCGCCACCAUCCCGAUCGGCGCCCCGAUAGCCCCGAAACCCAAAAUAGUAAAGCAAGUAUAUCCCGUGAAAAUAGAAAGGUACAUUACGCGAAAGAAGAGCAAGAAAAGGUCAUCGGGUCUAGGCUUCGUCAUAGUCGCCAAAGCGAGAAUCUUGCAAAGAAAAAAAAGAAGAGGUUGCAACAAAAUACGAGACCGCCCGCUGCAGUUUGACGUUUGACUGUGUCUAGU